AUGGCUUAUACGGAAGAAAUCAUAUCGAAUAACGAUGAAUCACAAUGGAUUAAACAAAAUACCGAAAAAAUUCAUUUAAAACUUUUAUUUGAAUUACAUGGAUUUAAAAAUGAAAUAAAUGAACAAUUUAAUUCGUUGAAAACUAAUUUAGAUUUACAACAAAAGAAACCUUUAGAAAUGUUGACUAUGAAUUCAUCAUCUCGUCAAAUAACUGAAUCUCGUAUAUUUAUUCCUCGAAAUUCACUUUUAACAGAUUUAUUUCAAAUAUCACAUAUUCAAGGUUUAAGAAAUGUUCUUGUUGCUAUAUUAAUUAUAUUUAUUAUACAAGUAACAAUUGAUGAUAUUAUAGAAGAUGGAAGACUUAAUUUAGAUUUUAAUUUAAUUUUUGAAUCUUUUGCUGAUUUACAUAUUGCACUUUUUAUUUGGUUAAUUAUGCAAUUAUCUACAGCAAUUAUUGUUUUUAUGGGAUUUUAUUAUUGGACUAAAAAUCGAUAUAAUUAUCGCAAACAUUUAAAAUCAAAAUCUAAUGAAGAAAAAUUUCUUUGUCCAGAUUUUUCUCAAUAUUUAUAUUUUUUAUUUGUACCAACAUUAAUUUAUCGUGAUCAAUAUCCACGUAAUAAAAUAAUUCGAUGGAGUUUUGUUUUAAAAAUGUUCGGAGAAUUCAUAAUAUGUAUAUUCUAUGCUUAUUAUAUUAUUGUUCGUUUUUGUAUACCAACAUAUGAGAAUUUAAAUAAAACAAAAAUAACACUAUCAAUGUUUAUAUCAAUUUUAUUUAAUUCAAUUAUGCCUGGAAGUUUUUUUCUUUUAUUAAGUUCUUAUGGUUUUUUACAUUGUUGGCUUAAUGCAUUUGCAGAAAUGCUUAGAUUUGCUGAUCGAAUGUUUUAUAAUGAUUGGUGGAAUUCAACAUCAUUUGCAGCUUAUUAUCGAACAUCGAAUGUUGUUGUACAUGAUUGGCUUUAUACAUAUGUUUAUAGAGAAAUUUAUAUUCUUAUGGAUCGAAAAAGUCGUUCUAUUCCUACUAUUUGUGUCGUACUUUUAUCAGCUAUAUUUCAUGAAUAUGUUAUGGUAUUUGCACUUGGAUUUUUUUAUCCAGUAAUAUUUUUAGUUUUUGGUGUUGUUGGAUUGGUUUGUCUAUUUUGUCUACCACGACAAGAAAGUGUAACAUAUAAUAUACUUGUUUGGAUAUUACUAUUUAUUGGUGUUGGUCUUGAAUCAUGUCUCUAUUUUAUGGAAACUUAUGCAAGAAAAUCAUGUCCAUCAAAUAAUACAUUUUGGGAUAAAUUAAUACCUCGAUCAUUUGUUUGUUAUAUUUCAUUACCAUCAAGCAAACAUUUAAAAAUAGAUUUAUAA
This is a messenger RNA of Rotaria sordida, 1350 nucleotides long. The record is from the annotation of a GenBank genome assembly. NCBI's taxonomy places the organism in Eukaryota, Metazoa, Rotifera, Eurotatoria, Philodinida, Philodinidae.